Molecule: messenger RNA, 273 nt
Organism: Piliocolobus tephrosceles (Ugandan red Colobus)
Lineage: Eukaryota; Metazoa; Chordata; Mammalia; Primates; Cercopithecidae
Product: electron transfer flavoprotein regulatory factor 1-like
Exons: 2
Coding region: 1-273 (90 amino acids)
Biological process (GO): respiratory electron transport chain
Cellular component (GO): mitochondrion
Source: RefSeq, a predicted model, not a curated record
AUGAAAAUGGCCAGCUCUUUCAGAGGAGAAGUAUUAAAUCUUUAUAAAAAUCUGCUGUAUCUUGGACGAGACUGUCCAAAAGGACCACACUAUUUUAAAAGGCGUUUGAAGAACAUUUUCCUUAAAAACAAAGACGUGAAGAAUCCAGAGAAGAGCAAAGAACUUACUGCACAGGGCGAAUUUGUAAUGAAAGAGCUAGAAGCCUUAUACUUCGUUAGGAAAUACAAAGCUAUGAAACAACGCUAUUAUUCAGAUACCAACAAAACGAAUUGA